UUGAAUUUUAAAUAGUCUGCGCAUGCAUGCGCCAGCAAUGUUAUCUUUUUUACAACUUGAAACGAGUUUCUCAAAUUGUUAAUAAUACAAGAAAGAAAAAAAUUUUAUUUGUAUUGUAAAUCCACAGAAAAACAUUUUGCCACAAAAAUGUUGAAUCGAAUAGUGUUUUUCACGUUUUUAUAUGCGACACUAUUUGACGCAAUCUCCGAACAAAAUCCAAUAAUUGGCCAAACAGUUGACGUGGAAAGAGAUGAAUUUCAAAAAGAUUUUGGCUUUAUGGCAUCUUUGGGUGAUUUAAGCAUAUUAGGAGUGCAUAAAAAAUGGGAAAGCCACCAAUGUAGCGGCAUAUUAAUUUCAAAGAGACACGUUUUAACCGCAUCACAUUGUUUACAUAUUCAGGAAUUUCAUAAAAUCAUGGUUACAUUUGGAUCGACUGAUUUGAACUGUGGUAUUUCAUACGAAGUAAAAUCAUGGAUCAAUUAUACAAAUUGGGCUGUUUUACAUGGAAUAAAAGUUGUAACGGACUUACUUUUUUAUGAUGACAUCGGUAUAAUAAUGUUAUCUCAUGACGUAAACCAUAUUCAACCAGCUGUCAUUUCAAAGUUGAACGAUAACGAGGUUAUCGGGAAACAAGUUAUAACAGUUGGUUGGGGGAUCAUCGAUAAAAAGAAAAACAUAAGACCGAGGAAAAUGCAAAAGGUAUAUUUAAAUGUUUUGGAUUCAACUAAGUGCGAUAAUAUAGUUUGGGAAUCAUUCGGAUAUUUGAACGUAACGCAUUCAAAUAGAUAUUGCACACAUGCAGAUUUGGGGGCGUUUAUAUGCUGCGGUGAUAGUGGUGGACCACUUAUUUUAUAUAGUACUAAAGAAAUCGUUGGAAUUGUAAGCUAUGUUUUUGAAAGAAAAAAAUUUUUUAAGAAACGAGUAGUAGCAUCUGUGUACAUUAAACUCAAGGACUACGAACAUUUUAUUAAUGAUGUUAUCAAAACGUAGUGCAUUAAAAAUACGUAAGUUUAUAAUGAAGCAUUCUAUGAAUAUUAUAUGUGAAAAAAAUCAUUAUGAAAAUGAAAUUUACAAAAUACAAUUAUUAAUAUAUAGAUUUUUAUAAGCUGCUUGUUUAUCAUAUUUUUGAUGAGAAUAGGAAGCAUAAAGUUACUUUAAACAUAUUUCUGUUAUGAUAUCCUUAUUUGUUAUACAUAGGGAGCUGGAUACUUUACGAUUGUUAUUUCAAAUUCUAGGCCAUUGAUAAGCUUGCAGAUAGCUAAAUAUGUUCGACUUAGUCUUGUAAUUUUUCAAGUGUGACAAUUUUUUGUGAAUAAAUCUAAUUUUACACACAGUUACCUACACAUGUUCAAACACAUAUUAAACCUGUUGUAAUGCAAAAUUUGAAUGAUUGAAAAGUUAGUAGACAACAAAUAAUAGCUGCAGAUUGGGAAAAAAGUGAUGACAUGGGAAGUGAACGCAGUUUAUUUGUGAUCUGAUUGGCUGAAAAAUAAUUCUCGGUAUCAGCUGUGUAUGUUCACAAACUUACUCCAGAUUUUUGUAAAUGAUUAGACAUGUAAAUAGUGUAUCAGUAUA
Messenger RNA from Phymastichus coffea, 1575 nucleotides. Its product is annotated as chymotrypsin-2-like. The transcript has 5 exons. Bases 148 to 990 code for a protein of 280 amino acids. The record is from RefSeq and is a predicted model, not a curated record. Gene Ontology annotation, molecular function: serine-type endopeptidase activity. Gene Ontology annotation, biological process: proteolysis. Lineage: Eukaryota; Metazoa; Arthropoda; Insecta; Hymenoptera; Eulophidae.